Messenger RNA from Guyanagaster necrorhizus, 324 nucleotides. RefSeq lists its product as uncharacterized. Bases 1 to 324 code for a protein of 107 amino acids. The transcript is spliced from 3 exons. Lineage: Eukaryota; Fungi; Basidiomycota; Agaricomycetes; Agaricales; Physalacriaceae. The record is from RefSeq and is a predicted model, not a curated record.
AUGUCUACUAUUGUCAUUCCAAUAAAAAUCCUUAUUUCAUCCAUCCUCCUCUGCUUUCCUGGCCAUGCUUUAACUGCACUUUGGCUGGUUUCUUUGGCUGGUUUCUCUGAGGAGUGCAUUUUUGAGAGUGGAGUUGGCAAGGAGAUCUCUAUUCAUCAUAGCAUUGACUGUAUUAAGCAUAUUGAGAUCAAGAUCAAGCUGCUCACAAGGUCUCUUCAGCUCUUGUAUGAGGACCAGCAGCAGGUUGUAGGCAAGCUUACUGAUGGUCUUGAUGCCAUUGCUUCUCAUGAGCAUGGUACUAAGAUCAUCGAAGCUUAUGCAUAG